Molecule: messenger RNA, 760 nt
Organism: Boleophthalmus pectinirostris (great blue-spotted mudskipper)
Lineage: Eukaryota; Metazoa; Chordata; Actinopteri; Gobiiformes; Gobiidae
Product: ubiquinol-cytochrome-c reductase complex assembly factor 3
Exons: 2
Coding region: 223-456 (77 amino acids)
Biological process (GO): mitochondrial respiratory chain complex III assembly
Source: RefSeq, a predicted model, not a curated record
ACGGGGUCAGGACGGUUCCGUAACUCGGUGACCGCAUAUCAGCAGGCUCCGGAGUCACGGGCCCGGCUGCACUGUCUCCUUUUACCUCUCGCAGAGGUCCCUUUACCCGCCGAAGUCUUCCGCAGCGUGUCCACUCUUCCUGUCCAGUGUGCUGUCUGCCGCCGUCCCUGAGGACACCGGCGUACGGUCUUCCGCAGUCCCGGGCUCUCUGACCAGCCCGGGAUGAGCGCCCUGAGGAACGUGCUGGCCUCCGCUGUCAUGAUCGCGGUGCUGGGAGCGGGCUACGGGAUGUGGGCCAUCAUUUCCCCGGACGAGUCUCGCAGGAGAGAGAUGCUCAGGGACCUCCCUGAGGCUGACCCUCACAGGAUGGAUGAGUCCAGGAGAAGGACUGCUCUGGUCAUGCAGGCCCUGAAGGAGGCCUCAGAGACCAACGAGAACAUCGCCCGCUCCAGAUGAGCUCCAGUUUUGCCCCAGGACACCAGGGCAUGCAGGACUUCAUAUGUUACUGUAAUAUUUGUGACAUGAAUAACUUAAGUUGUAUUUAAGUCAUGUGUACAGUGGUGUAUGGACAUCAUGGACUUCUCAUUUACUGCCUUUAAAAUGUUGCAAAAUAUGGUGGCUCUUUGGCUCUCUGGCUCUUUGGCUCUCUGGCUCAUUGGCUUGCUGGUUCUUUGGCUCUCAGAUUUUUUGGUACAGUUUUUGAUCAGAUCUUAAGAUUAAUGAUCGUACGUGUUUUAUUAAAAUGAAAUGUCUUACCUGU